Molecule: messenger RNA, 1011 nt
Organism: Mesorhabditis spiculigera
Lineage: Eukaryota; Metazoa; Nematoda; Chromadorea; Rhabditida; Rhabditidae
Source: the annotation of a GenBank genome assembly
AUGUUCGCCUCGUUCGCCAUUCUCUUCAUCUUUCUCGCUUUUCUCAAUGGAUUUCGCCGUGAUGCCUCGGUGGCGAAUGAGCACUACGAGUCGGUGUGGCAACGGCAGAAUUUCUGGAAGAAACUCGCCGAGAUUGAGGCCAAAUCCGGACGCCCAAAGUUGGCAAUGUCUGGGUACAAGAAUAAACAUCCGGUGGUGGAUGAGAAGAAGGAUUCCAGGGAGGGUGUACGCGAGGAAUACAUGACACUCCGCUAUCGUCUGCCGUCAAUGAUGCGAUUUCGGCGUUGGGAAUGGAUCGUAAUCCGGCUGCUGGGCACGAUCUAUUUCGUGUCGAUCAUUCUCUCCACCGUGUUCUACUAUUCAUUGAGAAUCCAGAACCGUCCACUUUCGACAUAUUGUUGGAUGUGCCAUCUCUCCCUUCGACUCAUCCAACAAAUCCAGUAUCGAGUGGCCAUGUCGAAUGUCACUUGGUGUUCAUCUACCAAUGCAUCCACAUGUCCUGCUGAAUUGUGUGUACUUGAUGCAUCUGCUGAGAUGAUGACCGGUCAACGAAAUAUGACGGCCCUAUUCUUCGACCAAGCCCAUCAUAAUGUCCAUCGAAUGUAUUACAAUGAGACGACACCCAGGGUUGGUUCGCUGUGCAUUGGCUGUAUGUACGUGUUGGCUGCAAUGACGGCUGGCUGGCGUCUUCUCUACAAGGGUGGCAAUCGCAUCUUUGUCAGGGAUCAACGCGGAGAGACUGUCGAAGGGAUCUACAUCGCCUCAGCCCAAGUGACAAUCUUCGCGUGGAUUGUGCUGUUCUUUGCCAUCGCCCAUCUCGGUCUCAUCGUCUAUGUUUUUGCCGGCAAAACCCUGUCCAGCGAGGCGUAUAGUUGCCGAGACCAAUUCGAAGCGGCGAUGCGCUACAGACGAAACGAUGUCUUCUCAUUCUUCAUCCACAACAGAUCCCUCAUCACAAAUCCCUUAUUCUGUCCGGAUGAUGAUGUGGAUGGGGACGAGAUGAUGAAUUGG